Camelina sativa (false flax) is the source of this 3146-nucleotide messenger RNA. Its product is annotated as cyclin-dependent kinase G-2. Gene Ontology annotation, cellular component: nucleus. NCBI's taxonomy places the organism in Eukaryota, Viridiplantae, Streptophyta, Magnoliopsida, Brassicales, Brassicaceae. The record is from RefSeq and is a predicted model, not a curated record. Gene Ontology annotation, molecular function: protein serine/threonine kinase activity; ATP binding. Gene Ontology annotation, biological process: regulation of mitotic cell cycle; protein phosphorylation.
UUUUUUUUUUUUUUUUUUUUUUUUUUUUUAGCUCUCGACGACGAGAGACGCUCUUCUCUUUCUCUUCCGCCAUUGUUCGUUCGUUUUGUUCCUUCUCGACGGUAAGCUAUAUCCCAAUCGGAACUUCGCGAACUCCUUACCAAUCGAAUCCACUUUCAAAUUCUGCUUUUUCUUCUCGUUUCAUCAUCUUCUUCCUCGGGCCUCGAUUUCGAUUUCUAGGGUUUUGGCUAAUUCAGAUCACAAGUUCUGCUUCAAUUUCAAGCGAUUUGAUCACGAGGAGCUCUUUGUUCGGUGCGUAAUUUAGCUAAUUUUUCUGAGAAACCUCGAGGUUUAGUCUCUGCUAUUCUGAUUUUGAACACGGCUAGUUAGCUAGAAGCAGAAUUAAGAGUUCGUCAAAUUAGGAUUUGGGGGAUUUUUUUUUCUGAGCCUAGUUAAGAUUGGAAUUGACUAAAUGGCGGCUGGGAGGAGUGUAAGAUAUCCUGACCAUGAACUGAGAGACCAGGAGUCGAAUUCUAGAUUCUCCAGGCGGGAUAGUACUUACUCCAAUGAGGAUUAUGACCAUGUUAGGAACGGUGCUCUUGAUAAUGAAAAGGGACGGGUUAGUAAUCAAAGACACGGGGAUAGCGGUAAAGAUAGAGAUAUGAUUAGGUCCGGAGCUAGACAGAAAGAGAGAGGAAUGGUUAAUAGUGGGUCUCGGUUAUCGAAGAGCAAUCCAGGUAUUAGGGAAGUCUUUAUGGAUCGUGGUCCUAAAAGAUGUGGGUUUUCAGCUAGGUCUGUGGAUAGGGAACCAGGUGAGCUCUCUAGUGAGAGUGGGUCGGAUGAUUUGAUUGAAUCUGAGUCACUGGUGAAAAAUAACGGUGUUGUGAAGCAGGUAGAGAAUACAGCUCAAAGCCCUGUAGAAAAGAAGAGAAAGUUUUCACCAAUAGUAUGGGACAGAGAUGACCAUGAAAGAAGUAAUUUGAGCAGACAUGAUAAACCUGUUGAGGUCACUCCUCCUCCUCCCCCACCACCACUAAUCAAGAGCUCAAGCCAGUCAAAGAGUAACAUGCAUCAAGAUCCUGUGCAAGUUAGUGAUUCUACGGUUUCUGUGCCUGCUUUAUCACCUUCGGUAGAGAUGUCCUCUUUGUGUAUGGUAGAACAAUCAUCAAAUGCUGGGCAGGACUGCAAACAAGAGGAUGCAGCACACCUGGAAGAGGAGGAAAACAUGCCAACCAGGCAUAUAUCAUCCUCUAGGUGGGCAGCUGGCAACAGUUCUCCAACUGAUGAAGGUGAAGUAGUAGAAGAAGUGGGAGCAAACAAAAGGAGGAAGAAUCCCUUUCCAGCGCAGGGGAGAUUGCGCAAUAAGUCUCAAACACCUGAGGUCGGGGAGUUAGUGAGAGAAGGUUAUAGAUCAUCUGAUUCCGAUGAAAGGGGGCACCAUUCUUUGCCAAGAAGCAGAGAUGAUUUUAAGGAGAAGGAUGCUGUUAAGGGUGACAAGAUGGAUAUAGAUGAGGAGGAACACAGUAGAGGAAACUCUAGUUACAGCCUUAGUGAAACAGAUUCGGAUGAUGAAUAUGUUCGACAUGAGACACCUGAACCUGCCGGUAUCCCACUGAGAAGUAUAAACAUGCUCCAGGGUUGUAGAAGUGUUGAUGAAUUUGAGAGAUUAAAUAAGAUAGAUGAAGGUACUUAUGGUGUUGUUUAUAGAGCAAAGGAUAAGAAGACAGGCGAUAUAGUGGCAUUGAAGAAGGUGAAAAUGGAAAAAGAAAGAGAAGGCUUUCCAUUGACUUCUCUAAGGGAGAUUAAUAUACUUCUUUCGUUUCAUCAUCCAUCAAUAGUGGAUGUUAAAGAGGUGGUCGUGGGUAGUAGUCUUGAUAGCAUUUUUAUGGUGAUGGAAUACAUGGAGCAUGAUCUUAAAGCAUUGAUGGAGUCAAUGAAGCAGCGUUUCAGUCAGAGUGAAGUUAAAUGCUUAAUGCUUCAACUUUUAGAGGGCGUCAAGUAUCUUCACGACAACUGGGUGCUUCAUCGAGAUUUGAAAACAUCUAAUCUGCUUUUAAACAAUCGGGGUGAGUUGAAGAUAUGUGACUUUGGUUUGGCUCGGCAAUAUGGCAGCCCGCUGAAGCCGUAUACUCAUCUGGUUGUUACGCUUUGGUACAGGGCACCUGAACUUCUCUUGGGAGCCAAACAAUAUUCUACGGCCAUUGACAUGUGGUCACUGGGCUGUAUCAUGGCAGAACUAUUAUCGAAGGCGCCAUUGUUCAAUGGGAAAACGGAGUUUGAUCAACUUGACAAGAUUUUCAGAAUCCUUGGUACUCCCAAUGAAGCCAUUUGGCCUGGGUUCUCCAAGCUGCCUGGAGUCAAGGUCAACUUUGUCAAGCAUCAGUAUAACCUAUUACGUAAGAAAUUCCCAGCCACUUCAUUCACUGGCGCCCCAGUUCUGUCCGAUGCUGGGUUUGACCUGCUGAACAAGCUCCUAACGUAUGAUCCUGAGAGGAGAAUAACUGUUGAUGAAGCUCUAAAGCAUGAUUGGUUCCGUGAAGUCCCUCUGCCAAAAUCGAAAGAUUUUAUGCCUACUUUCCCUGCUCAACAUGCCCAAGACAGGCGUGGGAGGAGAAUGGUAAAGAGCCCUGAUCCUUUGGAAGAGCAACGUAGGAAGGAAUUAACACAAGCUGAACUUGGGUCUGGUGGUCUGUUUGGCUGAAGUGUCGCGCACCUGUUGAAGAUAGCAUUUGGAAUACAACCUUGAUACUCUCAAUUACCUCGAAACUACCACAAUUAGGCGAGGGCUACUGCUUAAGCGGAGGUUGGAACAUUUGUAUCUCAGAAUAUCAUUUAUGCUUUCUUUACUCACUUUGAGGGUCCAUGGUGAUUUGUGAAGGUGAUUUUCCUCCUAUCGCCACCGAGAAUCCUUGCAGGUUUAAUGUGUUCACAAGCUAGGCUGGUCAGUUAGUAGUGCUAUGGCUUUCUGACAGUGCUUGUUCUGUAAGGUGUGGCAUGAUAAUAAAAACUCAUUUCCUACUGAAACUUAUGUAUGUAGCAUAGUGUUAUUGAAAAGUGACCUUUUGUUGACUACUAUGAGGGAGAACCUAUUCUUUUUCCCCGACAAUUCUCUUUAUCUGCCAUGUUUUUAUUAGUAUAUAUAAUAUUGACAUUGUGUUUGCAAGAAA